GUCAUCAUCCCCAAGCGUAACUGAAGCUCCCUUCCUCUCUCUUUCUGCAUCUCCGUACCUCGAGCUCCACAACCAUGGAGAACAUAGGCGACGAAUUCAAGCAUUACUGGGAGACGCAAAUGUUCUACCAAACAGAAGAGCUCGACAGCAGCUGGGGACUGGACGAGCCAAUCUCCGGCUACUACGACUCGAGCUCGCCGGACGGCGGUGCCUCUUCGUCGGCGGCCUCCAAGAACAUCGUCUCGGAGAGGAAUCGCCGGAAGAAGCUCAACGAUCGGCUCUUCGCUCUUAGAGCAGUGGUUCCCCACAUUAGCAAGAUGGAUAAGGCGUCGAUAAUAAAGGAUGCUAUAGAGUACAUUCAAGACUUGCACAAACAAGAGAAAAGCAUCGAAGCAGAGAUAACGGAGCUCGAAUCUGGGAUGAACAUGAACAUGAACAUGAACAUGAACAUGAUGAUGAUGAGCAGCAACGGUGUAAAUCAGAAUUCAAGCUUCGAAUACGAGCAAGACCUGCCUGUGCUUCUCAGAUCCAAGAGGAACAAGACAGAGCAGCAGCUUUUUGAGUCCGUCAGCUCAAGAACUUCCCCCAUUGAGGUCCAUGAGCUAAGAGUGACAUACAUGGGAGAAAAGACAGUGGUGGUGAGCUUGACGUGCAGCAAGAGGACAGACACAAUGGUAAAGCUGUGUGAAAUGUUUGAAUCCUUGAAGCUCAAGAUUAUUACUGCCAACAUCACCUGCUUCUCUGGCAGGCUCCUCAAGACCGUCUUCAUUCAGGCGGAUGAAGAAGAGAAAGACGUUGUACAGAUAAAGAUCCAGGCAGCCAUUGCAGCCCUAAAUGAUCUUGAAAGCCCAAUGACCAUGUAAUCACAAAUAAAAUUACUAGGAAAUUUAGGGGGCUCUCUUCAGUUCAGUUGUUUGUGUCUUCCUCUUCUACGUAUCUUCCUUGAUCUCAAUUAUGAGUCUUCAGAUCACUUAGUUUUAGUCUUAAAUGUUCUUUCAAAUGUCUAAAAGCCAUAACUAGUCGUUGUAAGCUUGUACUUUCCUGGAAUGAUAAUAAAGUUGCAUUUCAUAUA
Prosopis cineraria is the source of this 1072-nucleotide messenger RNA. Its product is annotated as transcription factor bHLH35-like. The coding region runs from base 75 to 863 and encodes 262 amino acids. The transcript is spliced from 5 exons. Gene Ontology annotation, biological process: regulation of DNA-templated transcription. Gene Ontology annotation, cellular component: nucleus. NCBI's taxonomy places the organism in Eukaryota, Viridiplantae, Streptophyta, Magnoliopsida, Fabales, Fabaceae. The record is from RefSeq and is a predicted model, not a curated record. Gene Ontology annotation, molecular function: DNA-binding transcription factor activity; protein dimerization activity; sequence-specific DNA binding.